Molecule: messenger RNA, 1404 nt
Organism: Schistosoma guineensis
Lineage: Eukaryota; Metazoa; Platyhelminthes; Trematoda; Strigeidida; Schistosomatidae
Source: the annotation of a GenBank genome assembly
AUGUUUCGCCUUGAAAUUGUCUACAAGUUAUUUCACUUUAGUCGUUUUCCAAAGGAAGAAAUGGACGUAUUUUCUAAACCAACAUUAUUCACUCGAGUCUUUGCUCUUUCUAUAAGAAAUAUGAGUUCUACAAAUCAACAACCAAAGCAUAAAAUUCUUAUCGUAGGUGGAGGCACAGGUGGUUGUUCAAUAGCUAAUCGUUUAUGUAAACAUUUCGAAAAGAAUGAAGUUGCUGUAAUUGAGCCGUCUGCAACUCAUUAUUACCAACCUUUAUGGACACUUGUUGGUGCUGGUAUUAAACCGUUAAAGGAAUCAGCUCAACCUCUAGAAAAAGUUUUAACAUCAAAAGCCACAUUGUAUAAGGAUAAAAUUACACAUAUUGAACCAAAAGAAUCUUAUGUUGUACUAUCAAAUGGAGAUAAAAUAUCAUAUGAAUAUUUAAUCUUGGCACUUGGAAUAACUUUACGUUAUGAUAAGAUUAUUGGAGCUGAAGAAGCAUUGAAAAAUGAUCCGCGUGUUUGUUCAAACUAUUCUACAGAUUAUGUAGAAAAAACUUAUAAAGCUUAUCAAAAUUUCAAUGGUGGUAAUGCUGUGUUCACAUUACCAUCUGGACCAAUUAAAUGCGCUGGUGCACCACAAAAAGUUAUGUACCUAUUUGAAGAUUACAUGAAAAGGUCUGGUAAAAAGAUUUUGGCAAAUAUUCAUUAUUUUGCUGCUACUAAUAAAAUGUUCUCAGUUGAUAAAUAUUCAGAAAAUUUAACAGAAAUCUGUAAAAAGCGAAAUAUCAAUUGUAACUUAUCAUACAAUUUAGUUGAAGUAGAUUCACAAGCUAGUGAAGCAGUAUUUCAACACAUGGAAACUAAAGAACUUAAACGAAUCAAAUAUGACUUUUUACAUAUCACUCCACCAAUGUGUUGUCCGGAAAUUUUAACUAAAACACCAAAAUUAACUAAUCCAAAAGCAUCUGAUUAUGUAGAUGUCAAUGUGAAAACAUUACGUCAUAAUCAUUAUGAUAAUAUAUUUGCCCUUGGCGAUUGUGCUGCAUUGCCCACAUCGAAAACUGCUGCAGCUGUAGCUGGUCAGGUGGGAACAUUAGAAAAGAAUAUCUGUGAUAUUAUUAAUGGUGGUCAAGGAAAUGUUUCUGAAUACGACGGAUAUACAGCUUGUCCUAUAGUUACAGGUUAUAAUCGUGGUAUUAUAGCGGAAUUUGAUUAUAGAGCUAAACCAUUAGAAACAUUGCCUAUUGACCAAGGUAAAGAACGUUAUUUAUUCUAUUUUGCAAAAACAUACCUUCUACCACCACUUUAUUGGGAUGGACUUUUAAGAGGAAUAUGGUCUGGUCCAAAAACUAUCCGAAAUCUGCUGCACUUACAUCGACCUUCAUAUUCAGAUGCAAAAGAAUGA